Acanthosepion pharaonis is the source of this 771-nucleotide messenger RNA. NCBI's taxonomy places the organism in Eukaryota, Metazoa, Mollusca, Cephalopoda, Sepiida, Sepiidae. The record is from the annotation of a GenBank genome assembly.
AUGAAAAAAAAAAAAAGAAAAGAAGAAAAUUUUUGUCUUCUGUUUUCUUUUUCAUUCAACUUUUUUCUUUCCUGCUUUUUUAUUUACCCUUUCACGUAUAUCUAUACUUUUCUCCUUAAUUUUAUUCCACGUUUUCUUCUUCCUUUUUAUCCUUUCUUUCGUUCUAUCUUUUAUUUUUGUCCUUCUUAUCCUGUCUUUAUCCCUUUCUUUCUUCCUUUCACUGAAGUUGUCUUUUUUCAUUCUUUCUUUCUUUCUUUCUUUCUUUCUUUCUUUCUUUCUUUCUUUUCUUCUUUCUUUCUUUCUUUCUUCACUCAUUCUCUGAUUGCCAUUCCUUCCUUUUAUUCCUCGAUUUUCUUUCUUUUUCUUUUUCCUAAUACUGUUUGUUCUCCUUCCUGCCUUCCUUCCUUCCUUCUAUUUUUUUCUAAUUGUUUAAUUUUCUUUCUUUCUUUCUUUCUUUCUUUCUGUUGUAUCCUUCGUACUCUCUGUCGCAUUCUUUUCAUACAUUUUAUUUAUCCUUCAUUUCUUUCCUACACUCUUUCAUUCAUUGAUCCGUUCAUUUAUUUAUUCUUUCUUUCUAUUUUAUCCUUCAUACUUUCUUUCACUUUCUUUCUUUCUUUUCAUUCAUUUUAUUUUAUUUAUCCUUCAUUUCUUUCCUGCGAACUUUCAUUCAUUGAGACAUUCUUUCUUUCUUUCUUUCUUUCUUUCUUCACUCAUUCUCUGAUUGCCAUUCCUUCCUUUUAUUCCUCGAUUUUCUUUCUUGUUCUUUUUUAA